Messenger RNA from Thelazia callipaeda (thelaziosis nematode), 1728 nucleotides. The record is from the annotation of a GenBank genome assembly. NCBI's taxonomy places the organism in Eukaryota, Metazoa, Nematoda, Chromadorea, Rhabditida, Thelaziidae.
AUGGUAGAAAUAGAAUUUUUUGUUAAUUCAGCCAUAUCACAUCACUUCCAGGACAAUGCAAUUGAAAAUGGAAAGCCCUCUUUGGAAAAAGUUUCGUGCACAGUCGAUAAUAAGAAGACUUAUCAGUGUUAUCUUGAUAAAUUUGCUGAUGAAGUUUACUUUCCUUUCAACUCUUUCUUGAAGAAGCACCUAGAUGUUUCAGGAAAAUUCACAAAAGCAUCCAAAUUGGAUGUAAAACAUUUCGAAUGGUCUACAUCACAUGCUCGAAUUCGUUUUCCAAAUUUCACUCACUAUGAUUUCCGUGGAGCUUUUGGUCAUUUUGCAUCAUAUAGCGUAGAAACUAGAGAUCGUGUUCGCUGCAUCAGUGCGCAGUUUGGCGUUCCAUUGUCAACACAGUGGUCGUCAGUUCCUUAUUUUUAUCCUAUUCAAAUUGCGCAGUAUGCUCUGCAGCAUUAUAGUCGAUUUCAAGCUGCUCCUGUAUCAACCUUUUAUCUAAAGGGAACGACAUCCAAAGAAUGGAAUGAUAAUACAUUGAAUAAUAGAGGUGUUCAAAUAAAUUUUGAUCUUGAUACGAACUCAACAAGGAUCGAACUUAAUGCUGCAGAUCGUGGUAUUUCUUUAGCACUUGAUAGAGAUCCAUCACUUUCAGUUUUAUCUUUCUUCUGGAUGGCAGAUGCUGAUGGCUCUUUUACUGUAAAAGUAAAGCUUGUUCAUACUGCAGAAACAUUAUUUUUGAACUACGUGCACAGUGAUGAUGAGCAAUGCGUAUGGCAAAACGUGGAAAAGAGCAAAUCAGACUACAGUUAUUCUUUGGGCAUACAGUCUAAUCCGGAUGAAUGGAGGUGGAUUUGUCGUGAUUUAUUGGCCGAUGCUGGUCGGGCGCUAGCUUUAACAGCAAAGAAAAAGGAAUCAGUUCUCCUCCGUACAGGCGAUGUAUCAGUAGAUUCAGUUAUGUUUUGGAAACAUUCAGUAAUACGUGAUCUUAAACAAAGAUCUUCUGCUCAUCUUGAGUACUUUUUCAUAGCAGCUGACUGGUUUACUGAUAAUCAAGACAAACAUGGUGGCUGGCCAGUUCCUGUCGAACGUUCAAUUGCCGAUAAACGCUUGAUUUUGCCAGCUGGUUGGUAUAGUGCAAUGGCACAAGGCCAUGCUCUAAGUGUACUAACUCGAGCUUUUGUUUUAACAAAUGAUACAAAAUAUUUGCAAGCAGCAAAGAAUGCACUCCUCUUGUUCAAAACGGCAAAAAUCAAUGAUAUCUUGUAUGCAACUAGUAUGGGUAUAAAGCUCUCAAAUAUAUUUGCACAUCGCGAUGAAGCUGCAAAAGGUGGAGUGCGGAACGAACUCUUCCAUCAUCCCUGGUUUGAAGAAUAUCCUACUACUCCUGGUACAUUUGUAUUAAACGGUUUUCUUUAUUCACUAAUUGGCUUAUAUGACUUUGCACAACUUUCUGCUUUGCGUGGUGAUGAAAACGAUUCAGCAGCAUUAUUUUCUAUUGGUUUAGAAAGUUUGCGUACUUUCUUACCUCUCUUUGAUACUGGCAGUGGUACUCUUUAUGAUUUAAGACAUUUAAACUUGAGAGGAGCACCAAAUUUAGCUCGUUGGGAUUAUCAUUCAGUACAUAUUUAUUUGUUGAAAUGGCUGUACAUCAUUACAAAAGAUGAAUUAUUCAAUGUAACUGCUGAUCGUUGGGCAGCAUACGCGACUGGUCACAGAGCAAAGCAUAAUUAA